AUGCCACCAUAUGACUGCGCUAUACCUCCUUCGCAUCCUGAUUUUAGCAGAGAAAAUGUGAGCGAUAGCGAAUUCAUUGCGCUUUUGUUAUGCCAGAUCAAAGAACUCGAAGCUGAGAAUUUCAAGAAGGACAAGAGAAUAUCUGAGCUUCUUCACUGCCUAGGUGAGGGUUCCCCUGAGGAUGCAUCAGUGGCGUAUGCUCCCCAGGAUGACAUACCUCAGAGGUCAGCACGUAGGAGGCAGCAAUUCGAGGAAAACGAGAGGGCACGCUCCAGCAAGGAGCUAAGUAAAAACGAAAUUCCAGAAAGUGAACCUAAUCCGGAUACAUACGCUAAGAGCGUUCCUUUAUCUCAUAAUUUCAAGAGCGGGCUAUCUUUGGCAGCCAAGAGAAGUACCUCUCCAGUCUUCGAUCCCGAAAGGGAGGGAACCGUGGUCCAAACCAACACCUCGGUAGCCAUGCAAGCAAAUCUGCUUGAGAGUUCAGAGAAAGCUAAAACUGAUCAGGGGUCCUCCAAACGCACCAAUAAUUCUCAAAGAGUCUUUUCAACAACAUCGGAGAAUGCAAACGAUCUGUUAAUCGAUGACUCGGAGGCCAAUAGGAGCGUACUGCGAACUAGUAAGAAUGCUUACAAUCCUAGAAUACGGCUUCCGCAUACAAUGACUAAUCAAGAAAGAACAACAAAAGUAGUCUCAUCAAGCGAGAGCGUAUCUACGCCGAAUGCGACGGAAGAAAAGAGAUCUCUCCUUGGCGGCCAUUCAGGUGACAUUUUCCGUGCCUCGAAGAAAGAAGCCAACGAGCCAAGUGUUCUGCCUCAAAUGGACAUAGAUGACGUGAAUGAUUCUUUGGCGGAGUUUAAACUGAAUGCGUUAAUGGGCUUUCCGGAAUCACCCUCGUCGAAACCAACUAAAACUACUCAAGGCUCCAGCUUUCAGAUUUUAGGCUCACCAAUUCCGGAAGACGAUGUUACUCUCUUGGUUAAACCAGAAGACUUCCCGACAAUAAAAAUUGAAGUAGUGAGUACCUUAAAUAAUUUUUCAAAGAAGGGUGAUGACUUCAAUUGCACACUAGCGGUUGUCGACAGGGAGUCAGAUAAAGCCAUGUGGAGAGUAGGAAAAUCAUUCGGGCAGAUUUCCUCAUUUGACAACGAAAUAAGACCAGUGCUCGGCCAUUUCGGCUUGCCUUCUUUACCAGACAAGAGUCUUUUCUCGUCCACUAUCCCAGCAAAAGUCGACGCCAGGAAGUUAUCCGUUCAGCACUAUUUUGACGCCUUGUUUCUUCUUCCACAUAUUCCACAUAUGCUUCUCUACAAAAUCUGUCGAUUUAUCUCUCUUGAUUUGAUAAACCCACUUGAUGAUUUCAGAAGUGGGGCAAAACUUGAAGGAUUCUUGAUAAGAAGAUAUAAAGGCCUUGGAACAACAUGGAAGGUUCGAUGGUGUCAAGUCGAUGGGCCCUCACUAGAAAUGUACGAGUUUCCUGGCGGAUCUAUGCUAGAGCAAAUUCGUCUCCAAGGAUCACAAAUUGGGCGUCAAUCUACUGACAAUAUUGCUGAAGAAAAAGGCUAUAGACAUGCUUUUCUUAUUCUCGAAAGUCCGAGAAAUAAAAUGUCCAGCUCUGCUCAGAAGCAUUUUUUUUGUGCUGAAUCCGAUAAGGAGCGUGAUGAAUGGGUAAAUGCUAUGGUGGAGUACACGGAUAAUGAUCCAAAUACGAGUCAGAAAAGAUACAACGAGCUCACGGAACACAGGCAUGCUGCUAAAAAUGAGUCAGCCUUGGCACCAAAGGAUGAAGACUUGCCGAAGGAUAGCAAGGAGAUGAAGAAGUUGCGGAAAAGAAGUCUCUUCCCUUUCCGGUAUCGAGCCCAACAAACAGAUACUGAUGUUGAGCUUGCGGGAUCAUUCGAUGAGGAAUUAGCUUCUGAAAGCUAUCUUGAUACACACUUGGCGUCAAUGAAUCUCAAUUCGGGCCAGAUGAAACCUGUUUUUGGAAUUGAUGUGUUCGAGGCAGUAUCACUCUCAUCGAAGACUCUUAAGGGACGGACAAUACCCAGCGUUUGCUAUCGCUGCCUUGAUUUUUUAUUCAAGACUGGUGCGAUAUACGAAGAAGGCAUCUUUCGAUUAAGCGGAUCCGCAUCUACCAUCCGGUCUCUCAAAGAUCAGUUCAACAGAGAGCACGACAUCAUCUUGUUUGAUCACCCGCUUAAGCCAGACAUCCAUACCGUGGCAGGACUAUUCAAAACUUUUUUGAGAGAGCUACCUUAUAGCAUAUUUGGGGACCUCGCCUACAACGAAUUGCAACGAAUGGUCUCCUACUUUGAGGAGCAUAAACCAAAAUCUGAGCUUGUUUUGAAAAUUCGAGAUUUUGUCAAUGACGUGAACAAGGUGAAGAGGGUUCACUUUGACUUUUGCUGCACAGUUUUCGGACUACUACAUGAUGUGGUAUCACAAUCAUCAACUAAUUUGAUGAGUCUCAAGAAUGUUUGCAUUGUAUUUGUCCCAACCCUUCGAAUAUCCUUAAACAUUUUGAGCCUUUGCAUCACCGACUUUGAAUGCAUAUUCUUGAGAGGAGCCCCCAUUGAUGAUGAAGCAAGAGAAAUUUUAGAUCUACAAAUUCCGACCUUUUAG
Candidozyma auris is the source of this 2619-nucleotide messenger RNA. It is a transcript of the gene BEM3, whose product is annotated as GTPase-activating protein BEM3. The record is from RefSeq and is a predicted model, not a curated record. The transcript has a single exon. NCBI's taxonomy places the organism in Eukaryota, Fungi, Ascomycota, Pichiomycetes, Serinales, Metschnikowiaceae. Gene Ontology annotation, cellular component: cytoplasm. Gene Ontology annotation, biological process: signal transduction; regulation of GTPase activity. Gene Ontology annotation, molecular function: phosphatidylinositol binding. The coding region runs from base 1 to 2619 and encodes 872 amino acids.